UUUGCUCAGUUAACCUUAACUUCACGGCAUGGCGCGUCUUUCACUGCGCAGCGGGGGUUGUAGAUAGGUUUUUAGGUCGUUUUUGUCAUUUUAUGUUUUAUUGUGUGUUGCGGACACACAUGUGCGUCUGUGAAUAUGAUCACAUCCAGCGCUUUCGUGCGCACGUUCAUCUGAGCCUCUUCUUCAUUUAGUGCUUUUUUGAAUCAUUAUUUCUAUCUGUUUUCUACCCACAUGUGGACAUAUUGAAGGAUUAUUUGUGGUUUAGACCUCUCGAUGUGAGAUGAAACCCAGAUAAGAUGUUAUAUAAACCGAAUAACGCAAAAAAGAGGACGCGCAUUUUGGCACGUGAAGAAUAAAGCAUAUGAGCAAACCCAUGCACGGAAUAUAAAGAGGCAAUCAGACGCUGGCUAUGGAUUUUGUGAACUUAUUUGCAGCAUUAUUUAUGAUAUCCUGGUUGCAUUUAUAAUAUAGUAACAUGCUGAUUCAUAUAUUGUGCAAUGCAUGGAUAUGUUGUUGCUAACCUGAGUUAUAGUGAAUUGUAAUAUAGCCUAUAUAUAUAUAUAUAUAUUCAGAUGAGAUUUCUUAUUUAUAUUUAAGAAGUUAAUAACAUGAUGGCAAUCCAUUAACACCUCCAUUUUUUUUAAAUAUAGGUAUGCUAUAAUAUAGCAAAUCUCCUCUUUCUUCCUGACAUUGGGGGUUAAGUUUGGCAUCUAUUUCUUUGACAUCAGUAGUAAAUUAGUAUUAGUAGUUUAUUAGGGCUAAUUUAGAAGACCGAAGAGACAGACAGGCCUUAAUCAGCUUAAAGUUUCCAGGUUUACAGCAGUUUAGCUGGUUGGCACAUUGGCCCUGUGCAUUCCCAUUGCUUUCUUGCCCCUAAGUGGCUUUUAUAGCAAUUAUUCUAGUGGUUCCAGAGUAAUGGACACAAAUAAGGAUGAUGGUUCCUCCAGCGAUGGCAUGGAGAUGGAGAUCAUGCCUGGCUAUACGGAGCUCAUCACAAGGGCAUAUUCCGUCAUGUUCAGUGCCUUUAAAGACUGUAAAGACUGUGGACUGGAGCGGUCCAGAAGAACCCUGCUGGAUCAUGCCGACAUCACCUGGACCGAGAUCUUCAUGUUUGUCAUGUGCGCGGUCAUGUGGACGCAGAUGCGCAGGGGACUGACUGCGUAUUUCUUUCAGCCUUUUGCACAAUGGUGUUGUCUCCAGCCCAGUGACAUCUCCAAGAUGCCGGAGAGCGCGUGGAAGCUGGUCUUCUACACAAUGUCGUGGUCAUAUAGCACCUAUCUUCUUUUUUUCUCCAACUAUUCAUUCUUCCAAAACCCUCCCUCUGUUUUUUACGACUGGAAGAGCGGGAUGCCGGUUCCCACAGAUAUCGCUAUAGCGUACUUGAUCCAGGGCAGCUUCUACGGCCAUUCCAUAUACGCCACCGUCUACAUGGACGCGUGGAGGAAGGACUCUCUAGUCAUGGUGGUGCAUCACUUCAUCACCCUGGCCCUCAUCACAUUUUCCUAUGCCUUCAGAUACCACAACAUUGGCAUCCUAGUACUUUUUCUUCAUGAUAUCAAUGACAUUCAACUGGAGUUCACCAAACUCAAUGUCUACUUCAAGACCCGGGGCGGGAAAGACUACUUCUUCAAUGACGUGCUGUCCAACAUGGGCGCCGUUAGCUUUAGCAUCACCUGGUUUUGGUUCCGUUUGUACUGGUUCCCGCUCAAAGUGCUGUGGGCCUCGUGUGUUACCAGCAUCCAGUCCGUUCCCCACAUCCCUUUCUACUUCUUCUUCAACACGCUGCUCUUCGUCCUGCUUGUCAUGAACAUCUACUGGUUCUUGUUCAUCGUGCUGUUUGUGGUGAAGGUCCUGACAGGCCAGAUGAAGGAGGUAAACGACGUCCGGGAAUAUGAGGAAGACCAGCAAAAGGAAAGGAAGGACGCUGAUGAUCAGAACUCCGCUGAAGGGAAACAUGUGCAGAACGGAAUUGCUAAGAAGAAACAUCUAUAAUGUCUCAGUAACGCCACCUGCAGGCAGUUACCGAUGGUUACAUGGUGCAAGGUGACCUAGUUUGAUUGUGACCCAAGAACGUCAUGGUGCUUGGACAGUUAUGCAGAGAACAAGAGGAAACAAAUGUACCAUGAUCAGGGUUUUGUUUCUAUUGCUUGUUUUUUUUUUUUAAACCACUGUUAUUAUAUUUGUAAUCAUAGCACUGUGAAUGUUAUUUGGUGUUCUUUGUCUUAUAUAUUGCUCUGAAAAAUGUGGCAUAGUUCAAUCCCUGCAUGGGAAAUCUCCCAUAAGAUGGUAGCUGUGAAACAAGGUUUCUAGCCGGUCCUUAUUUGGUUGACCAGCUAGCAUGUUCCAAAAACCAGCUUGGGACAGCACAGCACGUUCCAAAACAAAGCUACCAUCUUAAGCUGGAUUUUCCAGCAGGGAUUUGGGAAAGUUAGCAAGAACUUACGGGUGGUGGAUGUGUUUGAAGACAGCAGAACACACAAUAACCAGGUUUUGUGGUCUUCAUCUGGGACCACAGUUUGUUUGAUUAGAAGUAGACAUUUUUGGUUGUUUGGUUGUUGUUUUUUUAAUUCCAGGAGUGAAGGUGUUGUUAAGAGAAAGGGUUGGACGUAUUCUGUCGUAGUGAGUACUGGUGCAUGAAUCAGCUGGCUUGUUUUUAAAUAUGUACUAGCUUAGCCUACACGGGUACAGCCGCUCUCCAAACAGCCUGACCUGCGUCAAUCAAAGUAACGUUUGUGCUGUAUUAGCGUGUUUUGAAUGUACGUGGCUGAAACGGGGUCGCUUUUGAUGUUUGGAUUACAAUAUCUGUCUGAAAAUACUGCUUGCAUUCCUUAUGUGGAAAACAAAUAGUCUGUUUUGCUUUUUUUUGUUUGAUUUUAACCCCCCACAAGCAUCCGUUUUUGCAAUGGUGGCAUCCACGCUAGCAGCUGAUUGGCUAUCGCGAUAAAUAUUAAUAUAGAUCCAGAACUCUUACUGUAGAUCAUGGAAACCAGUUGCGUUUCUUUCAACAUGGAGAUACAUUUUAAUGACCUAAACAAAUGAAUCGAACCUGAAGUAUUUAUGCAAAUGCUGUAUUCAGGAAUGCAUGACCUUUGACCUUGAAAUAUGCUGUAUGGUAAAAAAAAACGUAGACAAAGUAGAACUGAUAAUAUCUGUCGUACGUUAUUGAUCAUUGCAAUGUAUACUUGAAGCGCCUACUGUAUCAAAUGCUUUUGUGCACAUCGAGAUUUCUGUUUCGAAAGCGUUCAGGUGGAAUCGUGCGCAAAUGCUGACGAGAUCCGUCGCGCCGUUGUGGCGACGUCUUCCGUAACCAUGGCUAGCUUGUGCUAACAGUUAGCCGUUUGCGAAUUUGGUCAUUUUGUCUUGACGUUUUGUUUUGGGGUUUUCGUUUAAGCAUUGUAUAGCAAUUCAAAUUGCUGCUGUUUUUCAGCGUUUUUUUUAUUUAUUUUUAUUAUUAUUCCGACCGAGAACCUCCUAGAAAUGCAUUGCUAAUUGUUUGUACACAUUAUUAUUCAUGGUACUGUCGAAAGAGUCAGGCCGUCUUCGGUUGUCUUAGCCGGCUUGGUCAAAACACUGGAAUUGGAGUUAAAUGCUCUCAUGACUAGAUGGUAACCUUUGUUCUGUUAAACUCCGUAAGAUUUAUACGUUUUGCGUUUUUCCGUAGUUCCCCAGACGCAUUCGUCGCUUAUUGCUAAAACCGACCCAAACGAGGGUUACCACCUAGCCAUGUAUCCACUAAACGCCACACUCUUUUUAUUUUCUUUAUCAAAAAUGUUCUCAAAAAAUCGUUAUUUUUAGAUUUUUUAAAAAUUGUACACUUAUUUAUAUAUAUAUAUAUAUAUACACACAACACCGCUCUAUUUGAUCAAAAUUUAAAGGAAUAUUCCGGGUUCAAAACAAGUGAAGCUCAAUCGACGGCAUUUGUGGCAUAAUAUUGAAUCGUCCCUCCUUUUCUUUAAAAAAAGCACAAAUUUAGGUUCCAGUGAAGCACUUACAAUGGAAGGUAAUGGGGUCAUUUUUUGAACGUUUAAAUACUCACUUUUUCUUUUGCGCGUUAACAUGAUUUUAGUGCGAUAAUGUCACAUGCUAACCGUUUCUGUGUAAAGUUAUAGCCAAUUAUACGUAGAUGUUACAUUUACAUGACGAUGUAAUGUCAAGAAACCCUAAAAUAACUGUAAAAUUGACGAUGUAACCAACGUUACACCUCAAAUUAUAAGCGUCACAUUUCUGCUUUUAAACCCUCUAAAAAUUGGCCCCAUUCACUUCCAUUGUAAGUGUCUCACUGGAACCUCCAUUUAAAUUUUUUUUAAAGAAAACGAGGGACAAGUCGAAACGUUUCUUGUCGUAUCGACAUUACGUCGAAAAUCCUGUUGCUUAAGCUCGACUUGUUUUGACCCGGAAUAUUCCUUUAAGUGUGAAGAGUGGAAAUAUUCGUGUUGCACUAAGAAUAUUCCGAGUGUUAAUACUUUAGGAACGUGCCAAAAAUAUUGAAUCGCUUGGUUAGUGUUACGGCAAAACAAAUGAGAGAAAUUGUGUGGGGUAUGUUGUUAUAAAUCUGGGGUUAUCCCAAUGUUAUUUAAUUAAAAUUGCACUGUAAUUUCUUAUUAUCGUUUAAGCCGGGGGAUUUAUACAGACUACUAACAUGGGCAAAAGGUUAUUUUGACAAUCAUAUUGGACCAUUAAUCCUUUCAAAUGUUUUUUGGGGUUUAUGUUGUUGAUUUCGGUCUGACCACUAGGAGUGUAAAAGGCAUUAUUAUCUCUUUUGUAAUGGAUCAAUUUUAAUAAUUCCAACUGAAUUAGUGAACUGAACCAAUUGUGUUGUAUCAUG
Xyrauchen texanus (razorback sucker) is the source of this 4825-nucleotide messenger RNA. Its product is annotated as ceramide synthase 1-like. Gene Ontology annotation, biological process: ceramide biosynthetic process. The record is from RefSeq and is a predicted model, not a curated record. The transcript is spliced from 7 exons. Gene Ontology annotation, cellular component: membrane. Gene Ontology annotation, molecular function: sphingosine N-acyltransferase activity. NCBI's taxonomy places the organism in Eukaryota, Metazoa, Chordata, Actinopteri, Cypriniformes, Catostomidae. The coding region runs from base 916 to 1992 and encodes 358 amino acids.